GUCUCCGGGACCCUGGCAGGAGGCUCAGCAGGGGCACCCAGCUCCUCGGCGGGCGGCGUCCUCAGAGGAGACGGCAUAGCCCACGGGACCAGGCCGGUCUCUCAGACGGCACGGGUGUGAGGGCUGAGGCUCACGCCGGCAGGCACGGAGCUGCCGGGCCUGGGAGACCAGCAUCGCCAACGGAGCCGGCAUUUGCCGUGACGGUCCAGGCGUCGCUUCCACGGUCCCUGCCAGGGCCGGCCCGGGGCCAGGAGUGUUCUUCUCAGGGAACCUCGGGGCCCUGGGAGCCACGCCUCGGCGCCCAGGGGACAUUCUCCCGCACAAUCUGGAGGGCUGCACCCGCCUCGCGAUCUCCAGAAAGCCAGCGUCGCAAGCGCACCUGCCUGCUGAGGCCGCGGCCCGUGCCAUGCCGGGAUGGAGCCCGCGGCGGCCGGGCGCGCGGAGAAGACCUUCAGCUACGUGGUCAGGGCCCCCGGCGGGGACGGCGGGGACGUGGUGAACGUGGACGUGAAGAUCGACACGGCCUGGGUCUUCCGGGAUGCGGAGGACAGCGGCGAGGAGGGCAGCGGCGCCGAGGACAGCGGCGAGGAGCAGGGACGCCUCCCGGGAGGAGUGGCCCCCGGGAGCCCCGACGUGGACACGGACGCAGGGACGCUCCGGAGGCAGCUGGAGGCCUCGGAGCAGAAGCUGCUGGCGGCGGUGGACAAGUACGUGAGGUCGGAGUCGGGGCUCAGGAGCAGAAUCCAGGAGCUGGAGCGGUCGGAGCGGAGGCUCCUGCGGAAGGUGGACCAGCUGAGCGCCCGCGUGUGCCAGGAGAGGAGCGCCUCCCUGCGGGCCCAGGAGCAGCUGCAGGCGCUGCAGGGCGAGCUCGCCUGCCAGGUACGGCAGGAGCGCGCGGAGCGGCGGCAGCGGCGGCGGCUGCGGGAGCGGCUGCGGGAGGCGGACGAGGCCCUGGAGCGCUGCCGGCGGGCGCAGCGGCGCGAGCUGGGCCUGGCGCGCGAGCAGGAGCGGGCGCUGCGGGCGCAGGUGCAGCGGCUGCAGCGGGACGUUCGGCGCCUCUGCCGCGCCGCGGGCCUCCUGCUGGCCGAGCUGGACGCGCCGGGCCCGGGCAGCGCCCCGACCCGGGGCCCCGCCGGCCCCCAGCGCGGCCCCGUGGACCCCCAGGACCCCGAGGACGCCGCGGAGCUGCGCGCCCUGCGGGCCAGGGCGGAGCGCGGCGAGCGGGAGCGGGACGAGGCGGCGCGCCGGCUGCGGGCGCAGCUGGAGGACCUGCGCUGCUGCCUGUACGGCCUGCAGCUGUCGGAGAUCGGCCUGCAGAGCCAGGUGGACGACCUCUCCGAGCAGAACCGGCGCCUGCGCGAGGAGCUGGCGGCCCAGGCCCCGGGCGAGCGCGUGCGCAGCGCGCCCCCUGCUGGCCACGGGAGCCUGGUAAGUGGCGGCACCUGGGGGCAGGAAGAACCUCCGUUCUCUGACCCAGACCAAGCCCUGGCACAUGGCAGGAACUGGGACGCCUGGGGCCAUGCCCGGGAUGAGUGGCUGCUCCUGCCCUGGGAGGAGGCGCCGGAGGCCCGCGGAUGCCCAGGCGGGCAGACACCGCCCCACCCCGACGGGGCCCCGGGACCGCACGCCUCCGCAGGCCAGCCGGCCGAGGCGCCCUGCGGCCUGGGUGGCGUCGAGGCUGGGCGAGGCCCCUCGGAGCUGGUGCCCGGCCUGGAGACUGCAGCCUGGCUCCUGGCAGAGCUGGUGGCUCCUGACCACGGACAGCCCGCUCUGGCUGAGCCCGCCCUGCAGGGACAGACGCUCCUCCUGCUCUGUGGCUGCCCCUCUGGGCAGAGCGCCGACGCCUCCCCUCUCCCCACGGAGCUGGCCUGGGUCUCCGCGCAGAGGCCAGUGGCUGCCGCGGCCCAGGAGUCCCUCCUGCUGCGGACGGCCGUGCUCCCGCCCUGGGGGCCCGACGGGGGCCCCGCCGCCCUGCUGCUCCAGGCCGUGUUCACAGAGUCCCAGACCCAGCAGGGGCUGGACGCGGGGCCCCUGCCUGCGCCCCGAGCUGUGGGACAGUCUUGCUGGAACCAGCCCCCGGCAAGGAGCCACGGCGAUGGGAUCCCAACAGGGCCCGGCGAUCGGAGCGGUCCAUGGGAGGAGGGAGGGGGAGCUGCAGAGUGGAGAGCGGUGGAGGCGUGGGGGGCGAGCAGCACGUGGGGCUGGAAGGAGGAAGACCUCGGGGACAGGUGCCAGCGGCGUCAGGAGGGCCAGGAGGACCCCAGCGAGGAGGACAGGGAGGACGGGGAGGAUGGUGCUGGCGCCCUGGGAGGCCUGCAGAACACACAGAGGGCUUCCGGGCCCGGGUGGGAGCUCCCCCCUCCUCUGCCACAGGAGGAGGCCGCCACGGCCACUGAGGGCCCCUCGUCCCUGGGCAGCAGGUGGCAGGCAGAAGGGCACAUGUGGGGCCUCCUGGGAGGGUUUCCAUUGGAGGAGGAGGAGGAGGAGGAGGAGGAGGAGGAGGAGGAGGAAGAGGCCUCCACAGCCGCCUCCUCCAGGGCUCACGGUGCCAAAGGGCCGUCUCCACCCGGCGCUCAGCUCCCCUCAGGGGACAGGGCCCCCAGGAGCCCCCAGGGCCACGAGGACAGCCCCCCGUGGGCUGUGACUGCGCUCCUGCUGCUGGAGGAAGGCCCUGGGGAUGGGGGGCCGGGCCAGGAGGAGGAGCCGCUGUGUCUGGAAGGACCCAGUGCGGGCGCCGAGGAGAGGGAGGCGCAGGAAACCCUCUUCCUACCAGGAGAGGGCAGUUUGCUGCCACCGCCACCUCCCACGUGGGCCUCCUCGCCGGAGGGCGCCCAACCCGCCAGGCCCCGCAGGCCCCCCACGCCCCCGAGGCCCCCACGAGAAGGACAGGCCGGGCCUGCGCUCACCAUAGACGCCUUCGCGGAGGAGAUGGAGGCCUGCUUCCAGCAGCUGUGGGCGCUGAGGCGCGGGCGCGGGGGCUGGGGGCGCCAGGCGGCCCCCGGGGCCGGGGAGGACACGGGCUCUGCAGGGAGAUGGGGCGGUGGCCCGGCGCCUGCCGAGGGUUUGGACACGUGUCCUGGGAAGGAAGCAGGCCCCUCGGAGGGUCGUGAAGACGUGAGGCCAGGAGAGACCGAGGCCCCGGGCACCGGACACGCUUUCCCAGGGGCGGGGCUGGGUUCCGGGGGCCCGCGCCCCGGCCCAGGGCGGCCCUCGGAGCUGGAGCGGGGCCCGAGCCCCCGCCCGCCCCCCAGAGCCCUGGAGCGCGCCCGGAGGCGGUUCCGCCAGCUGGUGUCCGGGCUGAAGGAGGAGGGCCGCCUCGUCCUGCAGGACAACGCCCGGCUGCGGCGGACCAUCCGGGCGCUGCGGGCGCAGAGCGAGCGGCAGGCGGGCGGGGCCCGGGCGCUGGAGCGGGACCUCGGGGCGCUGCGGGGCGAGCUGUCCCGCCUGCGCGGGGAGCAGGCCCAGUACCUGCAGCUCCUCGCCGACCUGGAGGACUGCAACGCCAGGAGCUACCGCCGCCUCUCGGAGCUGGAGGAGGAGAACGAGGGCCUGAGGCGGGGCCUGGGCCGGCUGCAGGCCGCCGUGGCCGCGGGCACCGGGCGGGGCCGGGGCCUCACGGGGGACGCCGCCCGGGAGAACUGGGAGCUCAAGGCGCUGAUCUCGGAGCUGGGGCUGGGCUACAGGGGGCUGGUCAGGGACGUGGUGCUGGGGAUCCAGGACAUGGUCCGGGCCCUCCGCGGGGAGAACGCGCACCUGCUGCACCGGGUCCGGGCCCUGGAGACGGGGGUCGCCCUGGGGGGGAGCGCGGGCGCGGGGCGACCGGGGGGAGCAGAGCAGCGCCCCCGGGGGAGAAGCCAGGUGGGCGCCGUGGGCCCGGUGGGCGCCGUGGACAUGGCGGUGCAGGUCGGUCCGCCCUCCGAGCCGCUGACAGCGGGAGCCCCCGGGCCACCCUGGGAGGAGGACACAGAUCAGCCCGGAGAGGGGAGGAUGGGUCCUUCCUUGGGCACAGAGCGUCCUGAGCGCGGAGCCGAGGCGGCCACCCCCUCGCUGGCCGGGAGAAGGGCUGGUGUGCCCGGAGCCCUGCCAGGAAAUGUCUGCGGGAUGGGAGCGCAGGAGGCCGAGGCAGGGAGAGAGGAGACCGGACUGCGGCGUUCUGCAGGCCCGGGGCCCGCGCUGGCGCCCCCGGGUGGCGGCCACCAGCCCCCGGACGCCGAGGCCGAGGCCGAGACCCCGGAGGAGGCCCUCCGGCUGCGUGUCCGGCGGCUCCACCACCAGGUGCUCACUCUGCAGUGCCAGCUCCGGGACCAGGCGUCUGCGGGCCGGCAGCUGCAGGCGGCCCGGGACCAGGCCCUCCGGCACCGGGACCAGCUCCAGGGCCAGGUGGACGAGCUUCGGAGACGGCAGCACGAGGCCACCUUGGCCGUGACCCCCCUGAAGGCCAAGCUGGCCUCCCUGGUCCAGAAGUGCCGGGACCGGAACCGGCUGCUCACACACCUGCUGGGGGAGCUGAGCCGCCAUGGGCCGGCCGACCGCCUGCUCUGCCAGACGGUGCGCAGCCUGGUGGACGACGUGGCGCUGGCCGAGUACACGGCCGCCUUCCUGCCGCCCGGGGCCCCGGAGACCAGCCGCCACCCCGCCGUGGAGCCGGAGGCGCCAGCGGCUGCGACAGCUCAGAGCGCUCUCCUGAGUCCUGACGUGGACAGCGCCCCCCCAGGACCGUGGCCGGUGACUGAGGCGGAGUGGCCAGCACAGACAGCGCGGCUGGGUCCUCCGGAGCCUCCCCUGCCUCCGGGGCCGGCGCCCGAUCCUGGACCGAGCCCGGCCGUGGCCGCGGAGGCGUCGGGACUCCCUGUGCAGCGUCUGCUGGACAGAGGCAGCGUGUCCUGUCCGGGCCCCCAGGCCGCCAGCCCCCUGCCCUCCGAGCUGCGGAGCCCUGCCAGGAUCCUGGCCUUCCACCGGGAGCUCAGCCGGAGCGUCCGCGGCAGCCGCCGGGUCACUGAGUCCCCGCUGGAGCUGUGACCCCCGCCGCCCGCUCCUGGUCGCCCGCGGGCCCUCAGGACUGGACACCGAGCCUUCGGGCACCUGAAGAGACGGGCAGCAGCUGGGGCCCGGGGCCAGGGCACGUGGUCCUGCUCUGGGGGCUGUGGAGGUGGUCAGAGCUUGACAGGAGCCCUGGGCGGGCCUUGCCAAUGUCAAGCAGUUUGGCUUUGGCAAAUGCAAGGCGGCAAAGGGCAUGCUUCUUGGACUCAAUCCUAACCCGGUGCUGGC
Messenger RNA from Pipistrellus kuhlii (Kuhl's pipistrelle), 5268 nucleotides. RefSeq names its product chromosome unknown C4orf50 homolog (gene CUNH4orf50). The record is from RefSeq and is a predicted model, not a curated record. The transcript has 14 exons. Lineage: Eukaryota; Metazoa; Chordata; Mammalia; Chiroptera; Vespertilionidae. The coding region runs from base 415 to 5019 and encodes 1534 amino acids.